Messenger RNA from Alligator sinensis (Chinese alligator), 5422 nucleotides. It is a transcript of the gene UAP1L1, whose product is annotated as UDP-N-acetylglucosamine pyrophosphorylase 1 like 1. The record is from RefSeq and is a predicted model, not a curated record. The transcript has 8 exons. Bases 1897 to 3036 code for a protein of 379 amino acids. Gene Ontology annotation, molecular function: UDP-N-acetylglucosamine diphosphorylase activity. Gene Ontology annotation, biological process: UDP-N-acetylglucosamine biosynthetic process. Lineage: Eukaryota; Metazoa; Chordata; Crocodylia; Alligatoridae.
AAUCGAAUCAGCACCUGAAGCUUCGCACAGCCCUAGUAGUAGGGUUUUAGUAACUUGUUUGAGGAUUUUAUUGGCAUCCUGCCAACCCCCGUGUUGUCUGUUUGCCUAGAAUAGAUUGCUGUAGCUCAGAGAGCAGAUAGGUGAGGAAACCUGCCAUAGAUCCACCUUGAAAAGGAGAGCAGCAGCGAGGGCAGGAAGGAGGGGGUCCAUAACAAGGGAGCCUGCUGAGCUUUGUGAAAAAGCUGCUGUAUCUCCCCUCCUCUGCUCUUGGGGAGAGGCAGCACUUUUUUUUUUUUUAACUUCUGUCCUGUACUAUUUAGAGGUUACCACUUUUACUUAUGCCCAAAGUAGCUGAACCUUAUAAGAGUGUAUUGUAAACUUUGCACAAUUUCUGCAGACCUGGGCAGUGUGGAAAAGAAGCAUCUGCCUAAAUGUUUGUUCUGGCCCUUGGACCAAUGUCCCUUUAACUGUAGCACGCUGAACAAUGAUACCAGCCUGUGUAAUGAUAGCAUGUAAUUGGCUUUCCAAAGUGCAUUUGACUUGAUAUUAGUUGCCAACUUGGAAGCAAUGUAUUUAAGCAAAGAACAUAUUAUUGCUAUGGUGGAUUAGAGCCCUAUAACCCUUGAAGCAUGUGUUCCCUGCAGCAUUACCUUCCCUUAACUCCUCUCAACUCAGCGGUCACCCUCCCCAACAGCCCUGCAAGGUAUAAGGAGAGUUGUUAGGAGCUGGACAUAGUCCUAAAGCACCCCCGGGAUUCCCUAGUAUCAUCCUUUAAUAUCAUCAGCUAUAUGAUAUUGGGCAGGAGUCUGUCCCAUUGCUUUGAUUGUUGGAAGCUGAAUCUCUGGCCAGCUUCAAACCACAGAGGAGGGUAUUGAGAUGGCAAUAGGCUUUUCCUCCUUAUCACCAGUUUGGAGGGAUGAUUGGAUGGGAUUGAGGGGGAAGGGUUACAGUUGUCAGAGGAUUGACCCUGUGAGAAGUGCUGCAUUUUGUUCAGUGCUCUUUGUUCCAUGUGUGUUUCUGAGUCAAAAAUUAAGAUUUGACUUUUUGCAGUCUUGCAGAUCUGAGAUGACUAACACACUAUCAUAGUACUCACCAAUACCAUAAUACCCACCAUGCUGAUUAUCAACAAUUGGCACUACUGAACACUUUUCACUGAGUUGAUAUUGGAAGUUGUAUGCUUGAGGUUGCCGCACCAGUAGUAUCUCACAGGAAAUGCCUGCCAUAAAUGUUUGACUCUUGCUAUUAACUAGUGUAGCUCUGGUCAGUGGGAAGUCAGGGUGCAUUCAAAAAGAGUGUAAAUGAAAGAACUUCUAUCAAAUCUUUCUCCAAAUUUUUAAAGACUGGGAUUUUUGUGGGAGUGGCUUUUGUCUAUUGAUUGGAGUAUGCAGGUUCAGGACUUCUGGCUUGUGUUCCCCUUUGCAAUGGUUUUGCUGUGCAUAUAAAUCUCACUACUUACUAGUAAUCUGUUCCCAUCCAUCAUGGUUGCUAAGCCACAGUCAUCGAUAGCGUCUGCUACACUCUUAGCUAAAGAGCUGGGUCUUUUGGCUCUGUAACGUUCUUGUAGGAUCCAGAGGUCAUUAUUUCAGUGCCCAAUACUGGCAGCCAGCCCAGAAGCACAGUUGCAUACAGCAUUGGAGAACACCCGUUGUCUCUUGCUGCCUCAACAUCCUCACCUAAAAUUGGAGAGAAUAUUAUGUGUGAGCCCCUUUGUUGACCAGGCACAUGAGAAGGGCCUGUGAUUUUAGUGGUUAUUGAUCUUCACAUUCCUUCUCUUCUUUUUCUCUUGUGUGACUUCUGUCCCAACCAGGUUUUCAUCAGAUCUCUCAGAAUAAAGUGGCAGUGCUGCUCCUGGCUGGAGGGCAAGGAACACGCCUGGGGGUGACCUAUCCCAAGGGGAUGUACAACGUGGGGUUGCCUAGUGGCAAGACCUUGUAUCAGAUUCAGGCAGAAAGAAUCCGCAAAGUGGAGCAGCUUGCUGGCAAGAAAUAUGACACCAAGUGUACCAUCCCCUGGUACAUCAUGACAAGUGAGUUUACACUGGGACCAACGGAGAAAUUCUUCAUAGAACAUGACUACUUUAACCUGGACAAGUCUAAUGUGAUUAUGUUUGAGCAGAGGAUGCUGCCAGCUGUAACAUUUGAUGGGAAAGCUAUCUUGGAAGAGAAGGGGAAAAUUGCCAUGGCACCAGAUGGCAAUGGAGGUUUAUACCGUGCAGUGGUGGACAACAAGAUCUUGGAUGACAUGGAACAACGUGGGAUCCAAUAUAUCCAUGUUUACUGUGUGGACAAUAUCCUUGUCAAAAUGGCCGAUCCGGUCUUCAUUGGCUUCUGUGUGUCCAAAGGAGCAGACUGCGGUGCGAAGGUGGUGGAGAAAGCCUACCCUACAGAGCCUGUUGGGGUAGUCUGCCUUGUUGAUGGAGUCUCUCAGGUGGUAGAAUACAGUGAAAUCAGCCUGGAGACUACACAGAAGCAGAGCCCUGAUGGGCAACUAGUUUACAGUGCUGGCAACAUCUGUAAUCACUUUUUCACACUUGAGUUCCUCAAGACAGUGGCACAGAAAUUUGAGCCCCAGCUGAAGCAGCAUGUAGCCAUAAAGAAGGUGCCAUAUGUUGACGAGGAGGGAAAUCUGGUAAAGCCGCUAAAACCGAACGGGAUAAAGCUGGAGAAGUUUGUGUUUGAUGUGUUCCAGUUCUCUAAGAACUUUGUUGCAUUUGAAGUUUUAAGGGAAGAAGAGUUCUCCCCAUUAAAAAAUGCAGAUACAGGUGACAAAGAUACUCCUACCACAGCUCGGAGAGCCCUCCUGUCCCAGCAUUACCGCUGGGCUCUGAAGGCUGGAGCCAGGUUCCUGGAUGAAAAUGGCUGCAGGAUUCCAGAGAAAAUCAGUUUAUCAGGAACUGAAGACCCUCCUGCUGUGUGUGAAAUUUCUCCAUUGGUGUCUUAUUUCGGAGAGGGGCUGGAAACAUACAUGAAGAAUAAAGACAUCACUUCACCCUUUAUAUUUGAUGGAAGCAAAACAGAAAUGCCAGAAAACUCUUGAACAAGGGGAAAACCUGGAACCAAUACAUAUGACCAUCAGCUCCAUGAUGGCAACAGGCACUAAUUAAACAUUGGCAUUUACUAUUAAAAUGCUAUCAAUAAUUAGAUUGCAUUAUCAGGUUGAUGCCAAAUGCCAGUAGUGAGUAUGUUUACAGGUAGAAAAACACUCCAAUGCUAUGUGAUAACUUCAGAAGUUACAUCCUUACCUCACUGUUAUUUGGAGGUUCAGGUAUGAAUGAUAUUUGUAUUUGUUAAUCCAGUUACUAAAUAGGCUUUAUUUCUGCAAUCAAAACUGUUAUCCUUCUAGUUUCUAAGUUAUACAAAUAAGUGAUAAGAGCCAAUUGGGACCAAAACAGUUUUUUGCAUGUCACAUAAUUAGAUUAAUUAAACUGUAAUUGUCACUAGAUUUUUUUAAUUCUCAUUGAUGUUAAUGUAGGAAUGUGAAAGAGAUUAAUUUGAGGUCCAAGCCCAUAAAAUGCUGAAUACACAACUACAGUUAUAUCUUCCAGAGUCCAUGCCCCUUUUGUCCUAGCUCUGUCUUGGCAGCUAGUCCUGUAUUUGCUCUGAUUAGAGAGUCCAUUCAGAUAAUGAAUAGUGUUCACCCAGGUAACGCCAUUUUAUAGACCUCUGACUUCAGUGGGGCUUUAUCUGAGAAUAAGUGUGACUUAGCAUUCAGGUUGUAGAAUCAAGAUUAAAAGACUUACACCUUCAAGUUCAGCUGUGGAUUGGUUGGAUUUUAAAUUGUAAUUGUCUAGUUUUUAAAAAGAAUCAUCAGAAAUACUUCACGUUAACGUUAUCUUCCUUCUGUCCUGGGAGACGCUAUUUUUUUUUUUUUAUUUUGCUGUCCAACUUUUUGUAACAUGCCUCUCACUUUUAGACUUUUUUUAUAAGUGUCUUUAAAGCAAUAAAUGGAGUAAAUCCAGGAGGGUAUGAUUUAAUGCUCUAAAGUAAAAAGGUAUUUAAUCUUAGCAUAAAUGGUACAAGCCAUAAAAAGCCAGGAUGUGCCUUUGUAACCAGAGGGCAGGGUUGGUAUCCACCAUUCCUGCACCCCUCGAAGCAUUGCGUUCCUCUUACUUUCAUCAUUGUCUUCAUUUUUUAAAGUUAUUUUUCAAGUUUGUUGAGCUGAACGUGCCAGAUUAUUAACCAGAGAUGGUAAUUAUCAGAAUUAUAUGUAACAGAUGGACCUCAGUCCUGGCAUAGAAAGCACACAUCUAGCUGAGAGAAUUAAUUCUUCAUGUACUGUAUAAUCUUUGGCCUUUUUGAUUUUGUGUGUGUGUGUGUGUGUGUGUGUGUGUAUUUUAUGAUGUGAAUACCUGUCUGAUAUAAAAACCUGAUUGAGGUGGUCACAUUCAUUUUUUCUGGUUAUUUAAAAAAAAAAAAAAGAUGGUCUCUUAACCAGAUCCUUUCCUCCCUCAAUAUUGUUCUGCAGAUAGCUUCACAGUUAGUCAACUGAGUCUUUUUUUUUUUUUUUUUUUCCAAACAGCUGUAUUUUUAAAACUAAAGAAAGUAUUUGGCCAUAUGUUUUGUUUGGAUUUUGAUAUUUCAGCUGUUCUGACCAAUAGUCAUUGCACCUAAAUUACUGAGAAUAAACUUUUUUAUAAAGUAAGAUUGAGGUGAAUUUGGUGAAAUAUAAGAAAGGCCUCUUGUGAUAACUUUUUUUUACCGCAGGCUCAUAGUUUCGAAAGAAGUCAUCUACAUUUCAACUGCAAAAUUUGCUUUUGUAUGAGCUGUAUUUGCAUAGAUAUAGACAAAUGACUAUUUGCACAUGGAGAGGAGCUAAUCACACUCCUGAUUAAUCUGCUUGGAUGUGAAAAUGUUAAUUAUAAAAGAUUGUCAAGGUAAAUUAUAGACUGAAUUGUCAAAGGCAAAUACUGACUGUGUUGCAUAAUUUUCCUGUGAUGAUUCCAUUUCAGUCAGUUGAGUUACUGAAUGAAAUCUGGGGGUAAACACACAGCAUCUUUAUGAUUAAUUUCUGUUAAUUCUUGCACAAGUUUAUUUUAAGCUGCAUUCUGCCUUAUCGAAAGAAAAUUUGUCCUGCAGCCUUGUAUUGCAUUUGCCAAAAGGGUACAUUCUCCUUGGAGCCUGAAUUGCCAUUUAGCCCAGCACUCUUUCAUCUCAUGAAUGUAUGGCUGCUUACAUGCUUUUUAUCAUGCAUUUUCCAGUGGGAGCUGACUGUUCUUUCUUGUAUCUCAAACUGAAAUAUUAAAAGGGAUUUUAAAGGAACUUUAAAAAUACUAAAUACAUAUAAUUUAUCAUGUGUUUGGUAAAAUGAUUCCAGCAUCUCUUCUGAAUGGCUUUUUUUAUAAAACAAAAGGAGAUCCCUCUUUUAGGUCUCCCAAAGCUUUCUUGAAUACAUUUCUCUAAUAAAGAUACUGUGCAACUUCUAA